UAAAAAAAAACCCCUCAAUCUCUCGUUUCUAGGGUUUAUCACCCCGUCAUCUUCGUCGGCGAGAUCAGUUUCGGACUCCGUCGAAUUCGAUUUUACAGAAGAUAUGGGUGACAAGAGGAAGAAGACGUUCAUGUUCAUCCGUCUAGUUUCAGCAGCUGGGACUGGAUUCUUCUAUGUCAAGAGGAAGAGUACCAAGGGACUUCUUGAGAAGCUCGAGUUCCGCAAGUACGAUCCUCGAGUUAAUCGCCAUGUCCUCUUUACUGAGCAGAAAAUGAAGUGAACAAUGCUUUGAUUGAUUGAUUUAGCUUGUUUAUGCUAUCAAACUUGUUACAAUAAUAUAUGCAAGUUACUUCCUCAUCAAUCAAAUAGCUUUUCAAUUUAGAACUUGUAUCGAAACUGUUUGUUGGAUUCUCUAAAACAUAAUUUUAAGUGCAGUUUGAUAGUAUUGUGAUCAA
Messenger RNA from Camelina sativa (false flax), 455 nucleotides. RefSeq lists its product as uncharacterized. Gene Ontology annotation, cellular component: ribosome; large ribosomal subunit. Gene Ontology annotation, molecular function: structural constituent of ribosome. Lineage: Eukaryota; Viridiplantae; Streptophyta; Magnoliopsida; Brassicales; Brassicaceae. The record is from RefSeq and is a predicted model, not a curated record. Gene Ontology annotation, biological process: translation.